Paramecium sonneborni is the source of this 822-nucleotide messenger RNA. The record is from the annotation of a GenBank genome assembly. NCBI's taxonomy places the organism in Eukaryota, Ciliophora, Oligohymenophorea, Peniculida, Parameciidae.
AUGUAAUAAUAAGAAAUCAAUCAAGCCCUCAAAAAUCCAUUUUAACCUAUUCUUAAAAAGGUUCUAAAAGUUGAUGAAGAAUUAGAAAGAUUAUCAUCAGAAACAUUUUAUAAUCCUUUUGAUGUUUUGUAUUUGGGCAUGGAAGCAACAGAUGAAGAUAUUAAAAAAAUGUUUAAUUCUUUCUCAAAAUUAUUACAUCCAGAUAAAUGUCAAGAUCCAAGAGCAAAAGAUUGUUGGCAAAUAGUUGAUUAAGCAUAUAAAACUUUAAUGGAAUCUGAAAAAAGAAAAGUUUAUAUAAGAAUUAUGAGAGAAGCUAGAGAAAAAACUGAAUUUGAAAGACUUAGAGAAAAUAAAAGAAGAGAAAAAACUGGAGUUGCUCAAUUACCGCGUAUAUUGUUAUUCAAUUAUUUAAGCUGAUACAUUUGAAAGUGAUUUUUAAAAAUAAUGCAAGAAUUUAUUUAGUGAAAUAGAAGAUAGAAAAUAACAUCUUAUGAGAUUAGAAUAAUCAUAAAAGAGAUAUAAAUUAGAUGAAUAUGAAAGAAGAAAAAUGUUAGAAUAAUAUAAAAUUCUAACUGAAGAAGAAUGGGAAAAAACAAGAGAUGAUAGAGUUAAUAAAUGGAGAGAAUUUAAUAAUAAGAAAACUGCUAUUGGUACUAAAUAAUCUAAUAAAGUAUUAUUUUAUCAAACUAAUUCUAGGGUAUUAGACCUCCAACAGAAAAUAUGGAGUUUCGACCUAUCGAAAUGCCAAAUAAAAAAGGAGAUUUUAAAAAUAUUAAAUUAGAUUGAUCGUUUAUUUUCUAAUUCAUUUGAGACAAUAUAUUU